Messenger RNA from Exophiala mesophila, 2730 nucleotides. RefSeq lists its product as uncharacterized. Bases 288 to 2123 code for a protein of 611 amino acids. The transcript has 3 exons. Gene Ontology annotation, cellular component: fungal-type cell wall. The record is from RefSeq and is a predicted model, not a curated record. Gene Ontology annotation, molecular function: hydrolase activity, hydrolyzing O-glycosyl compounds; glycosyltransferase activity. NCBI's taxonomy places the organism in Eukaryota, Fungi, Ascomycota, Eurotiomycetes, Chaetothyriales, Herpotrichiellaceae. Gene Ontology annotation, biological process: fungal-type cell wall organization; carbohydrate metabolic process.
UUGAUCCUCAUGCCUGGCACUGCCGGAACCAUGGAUAUCUCGCCACGCGCUGACGUUGACUUGUUUACCAGCCUCUCGGUUCCUGGCACUUUUUGGUACUUGUACUCAUGAUCGAAACCUUCCUCUCAUGAACAGAGCCCAUCCCUUCAACUCACACUGCUGAACUUGACUCAUCUCUAUCAUCAUAGCAGCGGCCCAUCGCUGCUCAUAGUUGCUUUGCUGCUUGUUGUUCCUUGCACUUGUUGUUUUGCAUUGUUGAGGGCGUUUGUUUUUGUCGUCUUGCCAAUAUGUUUUCCACCCUGAGCAUUUCCCCGUCUAUGCUUUCGAUUUCAGCCUUGACCUUGACCUCACUGUUGGUACCUAGUGCAGCACAGACAUUCACCGAGUGUAAUCCACUCACUCAAGGUGGAUGUCCUCCGGACCCUGCAUUGGGUCGAAGUGUCUCUGUCGACUUCACGUCUGGUCCCUCGAGUGAAUUCUCUGCUGUUGGCAGCACCUCAUACACCUCCGAUGGGGCCGCCUUCACCGUCGCUCGGUCUGGCGACUCACCGUCCAUCACGUCAGAGUGGUAUAUCAUGUUCGGGCAUGUGGACUUUGUGGUCAAGGCCGCUCCAGGCACCGGCAUAGUCAGCGCUGCCAUUCUGCAAUCUGAUUGCUUGGAUGAGAUCGAUUGGGAAUGGCUUGGAGGAGACAAUUCUCAGGCCCAGAGCAAUUAUUUUGGCAAAGGCAUCACGACGACAGGAUACAACCGAGGAGCAUUCCAUGGGGCUUCCAACAACCACGACCAAUUUCACACUUACAGCAUUGACUGGACAGCAGAGCAGAUUGUGUGGAGUAUCGACGGCACAACUGUGAGAGCCAUGAGUCAGGCCCAAGCCGAACCAGGGCAAUAUCCUCAGACCCCCAUGUAUGUCAAAAUGGGCGCAUGGGCAGGCGGAGACCCGGCCAACGCUCCGGGCACCAUCGAAUGGGCAGGAGGCUACACCGACUAUUCUCAAGGCCCCUUCACCAUGUAUGUGAAGAGCGUCCAAGUCACGGACUAUUCGACUGGUUCAGAGUAUACGUACUCUGGUAGCAGUGGUACAUGGCAAUCGAUUCAAUCCAACGGUGGCUCUAUCAACCCUGAAGGCAAGGGCACGCCAGUCUCUCCGGACUCGGCACCUGCUGUCACCUCAGUGGUUCCUGAUAAUGGUGCACCACUGGGUUUUGGUAACAACGCCAACCGCGAAUCCAUUGCCGCAACUCGGACCGGCUAUCCUUGGACUGGAACUGCCACGGCGUCGAUAGCAACUGCGAGCACUCACCAAACCUCGGACUCCUCCUGGCCAUCUGCUCCAGCUUCGGACUCGCCUUCAUCUCCUAUAGUGUACACUUCAUGGGAUGAUCAAGGAUUCUUGACCAUCGUUACGACGGAUGCCUCCUGGCUGACCGCGGCAAGAAGUUACGAUGAACAAGGCUUUUUAAUCACCCCAUCUGCUCCAACAAUUGAUACAGGACUACCCGUGCCAACUACCGGUCCAAUCACCACCAAUUCAGAACCAGAUCCUGCGAGCACCGCGGGUGCGGUUACUGCAGCCCCAACUACGACCUUUGAGACGGCGCCAAACGAGGAAAGCCAAGUCCCAAGCAAUGAAAUCAUCACGGCUGAUGCAACGACUACGGCCAUCCCUUCAGCAGAUGGCACAAGAGUGGCUGAAGGUGACUCUGAUGUCAGCACUGCUGAUUCAACACCUGUGACAAGUACUACAACCGGCUCUGAGAGUGUUCCCUCUAGCAGUAGUGAAUCGAGCUUAUCAACUGCGACGCAGACUACAGGCACAGAUGCUCAGACCUCAGCAACACCGUCAUCUGACUCCAGCAAUUCACCCAGUGCCACUGCGACAAGUGCUUCAGAGGUUUCUGCUACAUCGACAUCAUUAUCGUCAACAAAAGAAUCAAUAACUAGGUCCAACAGUCCGACGUCGACCAGAGAAAACACAACACUAGCGACAUCGACAGAAAGCGGGGCGUCAACGACGAGUGCAAGCGGCACCCCACCUGCACCCAAUGGCGUGGGUAGACAAGGUGGGAUGCAACCACUCGGUGCAUUAUUACUUGGGAUUGUGGUCCUUGUCCUUAUCUGAGGCUUUAUUUAUUGACUUUUGUCGAUGGGUGGGGCAUGGGCCAGGGCAUGAGUUCAUUUGUCAGCCCACUCCCCUGACUUGGAUCGACUGGCGUUUGGUCAAGAAAUUCUGGAACAUGGAAGAAUAGGAUAGGAUGGCGAGGCUGCGGACAAAAGGCAAAGGCAUGGACGGCAGAUGAUGUUUUAUGACAACACCAACAGAUGAUACCCAGAUAGACAGCGGCACGAGCCGUGGUUUGGAAAUUCGAACGGCGAACGGCAUUGGAGACGAGCCGUGAUAGACGAAUUAAAUGAAUAAUAAUAAUUUAAGCAUUGGUCACCAGGAUAGUAUUCUUCAAGCAGUGCAUACUGCCGUGGUCACACGAGCAUCUGGCUGAUGCUGACGGCAAAGAGUUGCAGCAGCAGGUGGAACGACUAAACGAUUUCUGUACAGUGAUCAGUCUCUAGAUCAGUCGAAGAUGUGUAGAAUAGGGAUAGGGAAAUCUGUCAGGGUGAGACCACCACGGUACAGGCCCUGGACACUGUGGAAAUGAACAGGAUAUCAAGACCCUUUUGGGCAAAUAACGGCAUUGAUGCUGCCUGAAGCAAUUAUUUAAAGUUGUUCUGAU